AUUUGAUUUAUUUUUCAUUUGAUUUAUUUAUUUAUUUUUUUUUUUUUACUUUAAUGAUGCAAUGAAUAAAGAACAAGCUUUCUCUCAUUAUAGUGAUUCUCAUUCUUUACAUGCAAAACCAUGGUCUUUGGACAAAAGAAAAGAUGGUACGCAACAACAUGGUCAUUUUUAUUAUCAACCUACGCCACCUCCAGAAACAGUCAUUGUUCAUUCAGUACCUAAAAAAUCAAAGGAUGCCUGCUGUUGGGGAUGUGCUGCAGCACUCUGUUUAUGCUUUGGUUUAAAAGAAUGCUGUACCUGAAAAUUAAUACAAGCUUGUAAUACGAUUAAAUUUAAUUUUAUUUCGGUGUUUUUUUUUUUCGGCAAUAGGCAUAUAGCGACGAAAUGUGCUGUAUUGCCCGAGCCAGUUAUAAAGUGAUUAUAAGAAUUAUAAAACCUCUCAAGAAA
Cokeromyces recurvatus is the source of this 447-nucleotide messenger RNA. RefSeq lists its product as uncharacterized. The transcript is spliced from 3 exons. The record is from RefSeq and is a predicted model, not a curated record. The coding region runs from base 62 to 301 and encodes 79 amino acids. Lineage: Eukaryota; Fungi; Mucoromycota; Mucoromycetes; Mucorales; Mucoraceae.